CAAUUCAAUAUCAAGCAAUGGGCUCAUCAUUGGCGGCUUCAGCUAGCUCAGACUCGGUUGGUGGUAGAAUUCACCAGCAUAUUGUCUCUCCAACUAUGCCACCAUCCGCGUACGAUGUAUCGUAUCCUAAGUCACAUUCUUUGUCGGAAUUGGGGAAUCACAGUCGAGUCGAGCCAAUACAGAGAGACUCGGUGUACGGCAAUGGAUUCAUCGAUGAGAUUUACAGCACGCCCUAUAACCUACAUUCAAGCGCUUCUGGUACCAUGGCUGAGUAUUACAGCCCUUUGGGAGGCGGCAGGACAUGGAAUUCUGUACCAGCACCAGCAAUGACGGCUGAGUUGGAACAGUCACAGAAUGCAAUCUUCUACACUACUGACGUCCCAUCUUUCUAUUCAACCGCCAAUACGCUCUCUUCUGAAGAUCUUACCGGAAAUCGCCUCCUACCAGUGCCAACAAGUAGUGGCCCGCCAUCCGGUCAUGGUAGUAGCACAACGUCAAAUUUCAGAGACGCUGAAGGGACAACUUCUGGACAGGCUUUUAUGACAGGAGUAGACACUGGAAAUGUGUAUUUCUCUGGACUAAAAAGUUUAAGCUCCUCCAGAGCCAAGUCCAUUUCUACAUCCAUUCCAUUUUCAAGUAUGUAUGACACCAGUGGCAUGUUAUCUCGCGAAGAGAAACCCGAAGUUCAUAGUCCCAGCCAGAACUUGAUGAGAUACUCAGGAAUCACCGAUAGUGCUUUAACGAUGGCCCCAGCAACGUCCUUCCCGCGAUCCGGUACUGCAGACUCGAGUGACUUAGAAGAUCCCCUGAUUAUGUCUAUGAACGGAAUCAAAGGUUCCCAGGAUGAUGGUUAUAACAAAACCAGCAAGUCGCCGGUUUAUGGAUACAGGCUGCGAGACCGCCAUGAUGAAUAUGUGACGCGGUCAGAUUCGGGGUCAUAUAGUCAUACUAGGACCUUUCUUCACUCUUUAUCCAAUGUCCGUGGUUUGUCCUUGAGUCAUCAGGGUUAUUAAUUCAAGUGUUUUGACGCUGACUCUCAUGUGUAUAUCUUUGUUUGGGCGGUAGUUUAUCUACCAUGUGCUCAUACGUGGAUAGCUCGAUUUUACUGUCUUAUUUUCUCUUUUCCUUCAUACUUUCUUUGUUUCACUUGAAUCGCGGUUAGUUCAUCUACUCUGAAGUUAUUCUAGAAUUUUAUAAUCGGUUUU
Talaromyces stipitatus ATCC 10500 is the source of this 1205-nucleotide messenger RNA. RefSeq lists its product as uncharacterized. The coding region runs from base 18 to 1013 and encodes 331 amino acids. The transcript has 2 exons. The record is from RefSeq and is a predicted model, not a curated record. NCBI's taxonomy places the organism in Eukaryota, Fungi, Ascomycota, Eurotiomycetes, Eurotiales, Trichocomaceae.